AUGUCGGCCUUUACGACGCUCGUCGCGUUCUUGUUUGCAUUCCUUUUUGCUAGCAAUGUCGACUCCUUGGCAAGCACAGACACCAUCACAUGGGGUGGUGACAAUAGUCGUGCAGGCUACCAAACAAAUCACAACAUGGACCCCUCAGUCGUUGCUGGAGAUGCUUUCGGUCAACUCUGGAAAUCGAAUCUACCAGGAAACUUCCAGGGCAUCGGUGCUGAACAGAUCUUCUCUCAACCGCUCGUGUACACCGGUAGCGAUGGCAUCCAAUACGUCUACAUUGCUACCACGCAGAACAAUCUUUACAAGAUCAACGCUAAGACCGGAGAUAUUGUCACUCAGAGGAACAUGCAUGUACCCUUCUUGACUGCUGAUCUCGAUGGUUGCGUCGACAUCAAUCCUACUGUUGGUGUCACAGCUACCGGUGUUAUCGACCCUGAUACUGGCAUUUGGUACCUCACAUCCAAGACAUACUCAGAUGCCUUCCAGAAUGGCGCUUUCUCGAAAGCUAACCCUCCUGGUCGUUUGAACGGCCGCUACUACUUCCACGCCAUCAACACCGCUGAUCUGUCCGAGGUUAGCGGGUUCCCAAAGAUGAUUGAUGGCCUUGUCUUCCGUAACAACCCCAACCGCAUGUUCAUCGGCGGUAAUCAACACGCUCGUCCCGGUAUGCUUCAAGUUGGUGACUUCAUCUACACCGGCUGGGCGUCUCAUUGUGUCAAAUGGAACUUUACUGGAGCUGUCAUCGGUUUCCAUCGCUCUACUGGAGCUGUGGUCGAGGCUUUCGCCAUGGAAGGUGGCCCUGAGCCUAACACUAUCCCUGGUGCCGGUGUCUGGAUGUCCGGAGGUGGUCUUGCCUACGACGGCAAGGGCAGCAUGUUCCUUGCUAGUGGCAACGGCUACGCGUCCCAACUCAAGGCAACAGGAAAUUCUUUGCCUGGUAGACAACCUCCUACGAGUCUUGAAGAAGCUGCCGUCAACUUCGCUAUAGGCUCAGACGGCAAGCUCACUCCUGUUGAUUUCUUCAUGCCUUGGGAAAAGACUCAGCUGGACGGUGCUGAUAAGGAUCUUGGUACCACUCCAUUGGAGCUACUACCUACCGAUGUCUUCAAGUGUGCCAAUGUCGCUCGCAUGGGUGUUGUGACUGGUAAGUCCGGCAAGACAUACUGGCUCAACCUCGACAACCUUGGUGGUUACCAGAUGGGACCAAACAAGCUUGACGCUGCCGUCCAAGUAUACCAGAAUGAAAAUUCGGUCUAUGCAGGCGCUGGAGUCAUGCCCCUGGGUGGUGGUUACAUCUACAUCAACGUCAUCCAAUAUCAGACUCACGUCUUCAAGUUCAGUUGCUCGGCGAGUGGUGAUCCUCAGUUUACCCUGGUCGCAAACACUCCCGAGAAGAACGCGUACAUUCUCGGUGUCGGCCACGGUACCACCACUUCGCUCAAUGGCCAAGAGGGAACAGGUCUCCUCUGGACUACCGAUGUCGAAGGCUUCAACCUGAGAAUCUAUAAUGCCAUACCGACUGAUGGAGGAAGCAUGCAGCUGCUGAAAUCUUUCAACAUUCCCGGCGUAACCAAAUUCUCUCGCCCCGUCUUUGGCAACGGUAUUGCGUACGUAGGUACGACCCAGGGCGCUCUGUAUGCGUUCGGUUCUCCCGUCAACCUCCCUCUCAACUGCUCGUCGCCAUAUACCUUUGCGAACACUCCUGUGGGCAAAGUGUCGGACCCGGUACAGAUCACUUGCAAAGCAAACAUCGGUGUCACCGUCAGCAGUGUCGCUCUGACUGGCAACCCCAACUUCAAGGCCGACAAGGUUGCCACACCUCUUACUUUGACUGCUGGUCAGACAUUCACGUUCAAUGCUACCUUUGCUCCUAACUCUGUUGGCCUGCUAUCGAGUGACAUCCUCGUCAACACGACCAACAAUGUCGCCAAAUAUUCAACAACUACGCCUAUCACCCUGAAGGGUACUGCAAACUCGCUCAAGCCUCUGUUGGCCAUUGCUCCGAACACUGUCUCUUUCAAUGUCAUCGCUGGCCAGCAAGUCGGCGGAACCUCCCAGUCAUCCCUGUUCAGCAACCGCGGUGAUACUGUGCUCACAAUCGGCAAUAUCACCUACUCCGUUGUCUCGGAAACUGGCCCCUGGAUCACCCCUAAUAUUACGGACAACGGCACUCAGGUCGGUUACUUUACGUUCACCAACCUUCCAACUACCAUCGACCCCAACAACGUCGCAACGGUGAACAUCAACUACAACCCAGACGUUGCAGGUAACCACGCAGUCUACGUCAAGGUGAACUCCGACGGUGGCAGCAGCUUGCUUGACGUAGUCGGUCGUGCAGGCACCAAUCCCUCUGCUCUUAUCGAGUUCCAAACCCCUGACGGCACGGGUUGGGUCACAUACCAGCCAGGGGUACCCUUCUCUUUCGGCAACGUCACCGAAAAUCAGACCAGAAAUCUGAAGAUGCGUGUCACCAACAAUGGUACUGGCUCUGCGGUACCCCUGUCGCUGACGGUCUCGAAGCCCCCUUAUGGUAUCCCCGGUAUAAUAGGGGCUGUCAAUACAAUUGAUCUAGCCGAGGGUACCCUCUUGCAAGCCAACGAGAGCCAGACAGCGACUCUCUUCUGCUCAGUGCCGAGAUCACAAGUAAACUUGCCUUCCUUCAUGGGUACCGCUACCUGGACCAUCAACACGGGAGACCCAAACAUGGGCAAACAAGUUAUCCAGUUCACGUGCUCCGCGAUCGCCGAACAGGUUGGCCCGCUCCUGACGAACGGCACAGCCCAAUUCAGCUACGUAGGCUGCUUCAAGGAGAACAACCCCGGCCGGCAAUUAGCCACAAAUCCGAUCAAUAGCAAAACUUUGACCAACGACAUAUGUAUCACAAAGUGUGCUGCGUUGGGUUAUCGCUUUGCAGGGAGUCAAUAUCAAUCUGAGUGUUGGUGUGGCAACGCGCUGCCACUUCAGAUGGACCUGGAUACCGACUGCAAUUUCAACUGCGCUGGCAAUGAGAACCAGACUUGCGGUGGUAGUGGAAACAUCAAUCCUGGCUCGCACAUCUCGCUAUUUGCCGAUCUCGCGCGCUUCGACGGCAAUACCACCACCCAGGUACAGCAUAUAGUGCCGUCUUACAACGGGUAUAACUACUUGGGUUGUUAUGCUGAAUCGGGAGGCAAGACUGUUUCUGCCGCUUCACAGGAUACCGGUACUAUGACCGUCGAAGCCUGCGGUGAUUUCUGUAUCGCAAAAGGUUACACGUUGUUCGGGCUGCAGUAUGCUAGUCAAUGCUGGUGUGGAAAUAGCAUUGCUACGACUUCGAAGCUCACCCUUGACAGCAAGUGCAAUAUGGCUUGCAAAGGCUCAAACGCCGAAUUUUGUGGAGCUGGUUCAUUGACGAGCUUGUAUGGCAAGAACAUGACGGCGGCUUCAUCAAGCUCGUCCUCGAGCGUCGUAUCUUCGUCGAGCGCGUCGUCCAUCGUGGUAUCAUCAAGCUCGUCCACAGUCGCCAGCCCUCCUCCAAGCUCAUCUUCCGGAACCGCAACAACCGCUACGUCUAACACAGCAAGCUCUUCGAGUGCUUCAUCCACGGCUGUACCUACGUCUGUCUUAGCUAACUACACGUACAUGGGAUGUUUCAACGAGACUCAUGAUCGUCGUGCCCUCAAUGGCCCCUCCAAAGCUGGAAAUACCAACACUCUUGAGAGCUGUGCUACUUUCUGCGCUGGAUAUGCCUACUUCGGUGUGGAAUUCGGCCAAGAAUGCUACUGCGGCACAAGUCUGUAUGCCAAUUCUAUACUGCAGAAGGACGAAUCUGGUUGCAGUGUUGCUUGUGCCGGAAAUUCGGCCCAAAAGUGCGGUGGAGGCGAUUUCCUCAACGUGUACUACACAAACGUCACCACCUCAUCCACAACCACAUCUGCCUCCACAAGCACGCCCACUGGACCUAUCACGGUGCAGUCGGUUGGUGGUUACACGCAUUUGGGAUGUUACAACGAACUUGCCAAUGGCCGCGCGCUCAACCAGUUGAAUAAGGCAGGCAGCUCCGUCAGUGUCACCUUUUGCGCUUCCUACUGCUCCGCCUACACCUACUUCUCAGUCGAAUACGGCCAAGAGUGUUACUGUGGAAACGCAAUUGGGUCGGGUUCGGCACCUGUGACCGACGGACGUUGCAAGAUGCCCUGUGCCGGAAACGCAACCGAGAUUUGCGGAGGUUCCUCUGGCCUCAACAUGUACCAGAAGGUCGCAGCUGUCUCAAGCUCCUCCGUCCUGAGUUCCUCUUCAGCGAGCUCUUCUGUCUUGAGCUCAUCUGCAACUGGAUCGUCUGUCCUGAGCUCAUCUGCAUCAAGCUCCUCAGUUUUGAGCUCCUCAUCAAGCUCCUCAGUCCUGAGCUCCGCCACAUCGAGUGCAUCCGAAUCAUCAAGUUCGGCGCCAAGUUUCUCCGGCUCGGCACCCGGCACAGGUUCUACCUCGUCGUCGUCAGUUUCAUCUUCUGCAAGCUCUUCGGCGGCCUCGUCUUCUAUCGCUACUUCGACCACUAGCAGCAUCUCAUCAGCAUCAGCGACACCGACUGGACCUGUCGCUAAGCAGAGUGUUGGUGACUAUGUCUAUCAAGGCUGUUGGACCUGGAGUUUUGCGCAACUUUCUGCACAGGAUACACCUAUUUCGCAACAGAAUACUCCUCCGAAUGCUACUGCUCAAACACUGUAA
Messenger RNA from Aureobasidium subglaciale EXF-2481, 4707 nucleotides. RefSeq lists its product as uncharacterized. The record is from RefSeq and is a predicted model, not a curated record. NCBI's taxonomy places the organism in Eukaryota, Fungi, Ascomycota, Dothideomycetes, Dothideales, Saccotheciaceae. The coding region runs from base 1 to 4707 and encodes 1568 amino acids. Gene Ontology annotation, cellular component: plasma membrane. The transcript is spliced from 4 exons. Gene Ontology annotation, molecular function: protein binding.